AGAACUCAGUGAAAGAAAUCUUGUUGGUUUGAGCUGAUUUACGGGCUGAAUCACCCAUAUGGAGACCAGAAGAGCUCCGUGCGGAGGCAGAGCAGGACAGCAGUGCUGCCCUUGGAGCAGCCGGGCAGCAUCCACCAGGUUCCCAGCAUGGGGGUUUGCGGCUGCAGUCCUUGUGGCUUUUGCUAGCGUUUACUUUUUGCCAUCUCCUAUUGAUCCAGAACCGUUCAUUUUUGAAAAGCCACCUCCUGCCUUAGUUGGACCAUUGCAAGUGAAUAAAAAGCUUCAGAGUGGACAAAGAAUCUUCACAGGACAACUGAAAGGUCCCGAGUCUUUUACUGUUGAUGGUGAAGGUAAUAUCUACACUGGUACAGUGGAUGGGAAAUUGUGGAUGAUCAGUGGUGACCGGCUGCAUUUCAUUACCCAGAUGGGGCAAGAUGUACCUGGAUGUGGAACUCCAGACUACGAACCAAUAUGUGGCCGGCCCCAUGGAGUCCGAAUGGAUCAGGAUGGUAAUCUGAUUGUGGUGGAUUCUUAUUUAGGCCUUUACAAAGUCGAUCCAAGGACAGGAGAGAAAACCCUCCUGCUAUCAAGUGCAAAAGGUGUGGAUGGGCUGCCUUUCAAAUUCCUAAAUGGAUUAGAAAUAUCAAAGAAAAGAAUGUUUUAUUUUACGGAUUCAAGUAGCAAAUGGGGAAGACGACAUCACAAAUAUGAGGUAAUUGAAACAAACCAUCUUGGUCGCCUGUUGGCCUACAACCCUAUAACAAGAACAGGAAGAACAGUGCUCAGUGGCUUGUACAUGGCAAAUGGGAUUGCGCUCUCUCCCUAUGAAGAUUACAUAUUAAUAGCAGAAACCAGCAUAUGUAGAAUCAUACGCUAUUGGGUCAGCGGUGCAAAUGCAGGAAAAAAAGAAGUUUUUGUGGACAACCUGCCUGGGUAUCCAGACAACAUCAGAUUAUCAAACACAGGCUUGUACAGAGUUGGAAUAUCUACUGCUCGCCUGCCCGGUUUCUUUCCUCCUUUUUUGGAUGCUUUAGGACCGUAUCCAUUCCUGAAGAGAUUUAUUGCCAAGGUCAUUCCUUUAUCAUUCUACAGCAUUUUUCUUCACAAGCAUGGCUUAUUCUUAGAAAUAAAUGACAAAGGAGACAUCGUGGCAAGCUUCCAUGACCCUGAUGGCAGCGUCACUUGGGCUGUCAGCGAUGUCUUUGAGCAUGAUGGGAAGAUGUAUCUAGGCAAUACAGAGCUGCCUUUUCUUGUAGUGCUACAGUAGAAAGUUAUUGUCUUUAUAAACUGAAGCCUUGAUAAAUAGCAGCAUCCUUCCAAGCAGCUGUUAAAUAUAUUUUUUUACUUAAUGGAAGACUGCUACAUCACUCAAGGAGAAAUGAAAACUGAUACCACGUCGUUAAGCAGAAAUGAAAAUGCAAUGCAGAAAUACUUGUUUUAGAAGCUUGUGAAAGCAUCAGACUUAAAUAGGUUAAAGGUACCAAAUCACUUGGCUCUACAGUUCAGAAUAGUUAUGGAUAUAUUUUUAAGCAGUUGCACAGAACCAUCCAAGGAAUUAAAGUCUUUAACAGGGAUUGAGGUGAGUAGCAUGAAUCUUCCUGUUGCUCACAGUUUCCAUUUUGGAAAAAGCCUUGUGUUGGAUUUUAUUCUUCCUUUUUCCCAGAGGCAAAACAUACUGCUCUUAAUUAUGCACAGCAGUCUCUCCAUUGUCUCUUUUGUUAGUUUCCCCAUCUAUGGGAAAUAUGAACAAGCACAGCUUGCACUUGAAUGUGUUCUCUCACCUCUGUGUUUUAAUCCCUGCUGUAGUCAUACUUUAUCUUACUAAUGCUGUACAAAAGGUCCCCUGUCACCACAGAAAA
Messenger RNA from Cuculus canorus (common cuckoo), 1859 nucleotides. Its product is annotated as adipocyte plasma membrane-associated protein-like. The transcript has 9 exons. NCBI's taxonomy places the organism in Eukaryota, Metazoa, Chordata, Aves, Cuculiformes, Cuculidae. The coding region runs from base 59 to 1267 and encodes 402 amino acids. Gene Ontology annotation, molecular function: strictosidine synthase activity. The record is from RefSeq and is a predicted model, not a curated record. Gene Ontology annotation, biological process: biosynthetic process.